AUGGGACAACCCAUACUCAUUUUGAAUUCUCGCAAGGCGAUUCAAGAUCUCGUCAUCAACAAAGCUGCGAUAUUUGCCAAUCGUCCUAAAUUGACGAUGUGCGGCGAACUGGUUGGCUGGGAGAAAACUUUUGGGCUGGCCAACCAAGGUAGUCGAUUUACAUGGAUGCGGAAAUCAGCCAAUCAUCACCUCGGGAAGUCUGCCGUCCAAGGCUUCCUUCCGGUGAUUGAAAAAUCGGUGCACAAGCUUUUGGGACCAUGCUGGGCAGUGCCGGUCAGCUUCGACAGCAUUUUCAAAUUCACGGUGUCGAAGAUUAUGCUUGAAUCAUUGUAUGGGAUUGCCCCUACAUCCCCUGAAGACCCCUUCGUCAAAAUGAUGGGCAGCGCGGCCUCUACUUUCGGCGAAGCAAGCCAACCUGGAGCUUUCCUCAUUGACGCAUUCCCCACAUUGAAGUACGUUCCAUCUUGGUUCCCGUUCGCUGGUUUCAAACGUCAAGCAAAGAUUUGGGCCAAGAUUGCCCACGAUUCUCAGGAAUUACCAUUCAAAGUAACCAAGCAAGAUGUUCUGGAAGGCGCAAACAAUACAUCCUUCACAGCCAACAUCUUGAGAAGUAUAGGGUUGGAAGCGGAUCACGAAGACCUCAAGAGUCUCUCGGCAGCUCUUGUGGUUGCCUCUGUGGACACUACUGCGACUACUGUUGGGACUUUCAUCCGCGCUAUGAUCCUUAAUCCAGAGGCUCAGAAGCGGGCCCAACAGGAGAUCGAAGCUGUAAUCGGACGCCAUAGAUUGCCUACAUUUUCGGACCGAGAGUAUCUUCCGUACGUCGAAGCUGUGUUGAAAGAAACAUUGCGAUGGCAGCCUGCGGUGCCGCCUUCCCUCCCAUACCGAUCUUCAGAGAGCGUUGAAUAUGAGGGGUACUUUAUCCCUAAGGAUACAACUGUCAUCGCCAACUCCUGGCACAUAACGCGAGACGAGGAGCUGUACCCCAACUCAGAAUCCUUCAUUCCUGAACGCUUCUUGGAUCCUCCCACCUUCCAAUUCACCGUUGGGGAUGGAAAGGCACCACUUGAUCCUACAACAUAUGUUUUUGGGAAAUGCCCCGGAAUCUACUUUGCGGAUUCGAUGGUCUGGUUCACCAUUGUCACGCUUCUCGCUACAACUCGUGCCAUUCCAGCAAAGGAUUCGGAUGGGAAGGAUAUCCUGCCCACCGCAGAAUAUACUGGAGGGAUGGUCCGGGGAAUCCUUCCAACGCCAUAUCAUCUUGAGCCACUUUCUGCCCAGCAUGCGGCGAUUGUAUCGGAUGUGGUUAUUCCUACCGAGUGAGACGUACUUGACUGCAUGAUCCCCAUGCUCCGCACGUGUACUUGCUCCAACGAGACGAAAGUAUUUGUAUUCUGGACCCUUAUGACGUCACCCCUG
This is a messenger RNA of Cantharellus anzutake, 1419 nucleotides long. RefSeq names its product cytochrome P450. Gene Ontology annotation, molecular function: oxidoreductase activity, acting on paired donors, with incorporation or reduction of molecular oxygen; monooxygenase activity; iron ion binding. The transcript has 13 exons. Bases 1 to 1323 code for a protein of 440 amino acids. Lineage: Eukaryota; Fungi; Basidiomycota; Agaricomycetes; Cantharellales; Hydnaceae. The record is from RefSeq and is a predicted model, not a curated record.